AUGGAUCCAGAAGAAAUAACCAUAUGCGAAGAAUUUAAAACAUGGAGAAAGAAUGUGCCAUAUCUCUAUGACAUGCUGCUAUCCCAUGCACUCACUUGGCCAUCUCUUACUGUGCAGUGGUUUCCUGAUGCAGUCAGAAAUGAAGAGACAGACACCACAAUGCAGCGACUGCUUCUUUCCACACAGACAUCUGGGCAGGAGGAUGAGUACUUGCAGAUAAUGUCAGUUACUCUUCCGGACACGGUAGGGGAUGAAGCAGUGCGCUCUUUAGAUGACGGAGGGUACGGUCUUGGUGAGUCAAAGGUAAGAAUAACCCAGAAGAUACCUAUGCAGCAUGAAGUGAACAGGGCCAGGUACAUGCCCACCAACAACAACCUAAUUGCAGUGAAGUACGACAACCCAGAGGUGCACAUUUAUGACUACACGAAGCAUCCAUCCUUUGGGAAGGAAGCAGUGCCAGAUAUAGUCUUUAGUGGGCAUACAAAGGGAGGAUUUGGUCUGGCGUGGAAUCCUGUGGUUGAAGGUGAGCUUUGCAGUGCAGGAUACGAUGGAAUGGUGUGUGUAUAUAAUCUUAAUGCAGGGACAGAGCCGAUUAAUAAGAUAGAAGAGAGUGAGGAGAUAAAUGACAUCGCAAUUUCAAAUGAUGGAGGUAUACUUGCACUAGGGAUGGACAAGACCGGCACACAUCUGGUAGACAAAAGAACAGGAGAGAAAAAGCUUCUUGCCACGGGAGAGACACUUAGCGUGCAGUUCUCCCCAGAGAAUGCGUCAUGGCUUGCCACGGGUACUAAGGAGGGAGCACUUACUAUAUGGGACAUAAGGAACGAUGCAGCCCCUAUAUACACACUUUUAGGACACGGAGGAGAUGUUACACAAGUUGAAUGGUCACCCCACUAUGAGACUGUGCUGGCUUCGUGCGGAUCAGAUAGAAGAGUGCGGCUGUGGGACCUGUCUAAGGUAGGCCAGGAGCAGUCAGAGGAAGACAAAGAAGACGGCCCGCCAGAGCUGCUUUUCAUCCACGGCGGUCAUACAGACGCAGUGUGCGAUAUCUCAUGGAAUCCACACGAGCCCUGGGAGAUUGCCAGUGUGGCAAAUGACAAUAUUCUCCAGGUAUGGCAGGUAUCUUCUUUAAUUGCAGGUGAUAAUGAAGCAGAGGAGAGCGAUCACCAGUAAAUCUAUUAAAUAC
Messenger RNA from Nematocida parisii ERTm1, 1186 nucleotides. Its product is annotated as chromatin assembly factor 1 subunit. The transcript has a single exon. Gene Ontology annotation, cellular component: nucleus. The coding region runs from base 1 to 1173 and encodes 390 amino acids. Gene Ontology annotation, molecular function: histone binding. Gene Ontology annotation, biological process: regulation of gene expression. The record is from RefSeq and is a predicted model, not a curated record. Lineage: Eukaryota; Fungi; Microsporidia.